Molecule: messenger RNA, 1752 nt
Organism: Ectocarpus sp. CCAP 1310/34
Lineage: Eukaryota; Phaeophyceae; Ectocarpales; Ectocarpaceae
Source: the annotation of a GenBank genome assembly
AUGAUGCGUACAGCAGUGCAUUGCCUCGUUUGAAAUUGAAAUUCCCAUGGUGCCCGUUGCGCUCAGGGCAGCAGCGGCAGCGAUACUGCUGGGAAGGGAGAGCCGAGCUUUUGUAAGAUCCUCUGCGUCUCUGCGCGUAGCGGCCAGGAAUUCGUCAGUUUUCAAGAUGUCAAGCGCUCAGGCGAGGCCGCCUGCCGCGGCUGCCGACGUGGCCACAACAGCAGGAGGGACACUGCUCGCCCAUGGCGACUUUAUGUCGAAGUGUGACCUAGUGCUCGCCAGCCAGAGUCCAAGACGUCUGGAGAUCGUGGGCAUGAUGGGAUUGGCGGAUCGCGUUCGUGUGGUCGUCUCCGAGUUUGAGGAGAAUCUGGACAAGUCAUCUUUCAAGGACCCCAGGGACUAUGCGAUUGCCAACGCGGAAGGGAAAGCGAGAGAGGUGGCAAGUCGCGCGUUGCGGAAUGAAGAAGGCGAGGGAGCAGAGCCCAUCGUGGUGGUGGGAUCUGACACAAUUGUUGAUUUGGACGGCGUUAUCCUAGAAAAGCCCAGGGAUGAUGAGCACGCGUUCUCGAUGCUCAGCUCUUUGAGCGGUCGACGACACCUGGUGCACUCGGGCGUGAGCAUUUUUACCAGCAAACUGGGCAAGGACAAAGCGGCGGUGAGCUUUUGCGAGACGACCCAAGUGCUCUUCACGGCACUAUCGGCCGAGGAGAUUCGCGCUUAUAUACGGACACGAGAGCCGAUGGACAAGUCUGGGUCAUACGGCAUUCAGGGGGAAGGUGGACAAUUCGUGCGUAAGGUGGACGGGUGCUACUUUAACGUGAUGGGGUUCCCGAUGCACGCCUUCUCGAGACGUUUAGCAGAGGUAAUCCGAGACGGGAAGGCAUGAUGUAGCGCUAACACCCACCUGCAUGUGACAUCGCUUUGAGUUUAUGCGUGAGUAGUUACUUUCGCUUAUGGGCGACCCUUGUGUGAAUUGGGAUUUUUUCCCCUCGCCGAUUUCAGCCUGUGUCAGGAAAAGCCCGUUCCGCAAAACAGGACGUCAACAAAAUGAAGACUAGGCUUGCGUUUUCCAAGUGUUUCGUGUAAUCUGAUCGUGGGAAGGACUGUCUUACUCCGGAUGUGGUCUUUUGGGAACCCGUGUGAGCGUUUCGGUUUGCCGUUGUCGUCCCAAACUGAGGGUACUUACGCGUUGAGGAGCGGGUACCUUUGCUUUCGGGAGAACUUGUGUCAGAGGUUCGUGCGGUCAGGGUAGGCACGCAGCCACAUCGUUGGUCUUAUCUUUGAAUGCAUUGGUACAAUGGAGAUGCUGCUGCUUUCCACAUAGAUUGGGGAGGUGAAGUUCCAGUUUUCAUCCUGAGCAGCUGUAGAAAAGGGGGCGUCUAAAAAGAAGCUUUCCGAGAACGAGGAACGUUGACGAAGUUGAGUCAAGUGAUUCUCGUCCCCGGCAGGAACACCGCUGGCGGCUUCCGAGCGCAUCGAUGCUCCGUGGCUGGACGCUGGGUCCACAACAACCACGGCCCAAGUUCUCGGUCGAUCUCGACCAAGAAACACACUGUCCGCGCUUGUUCUGUGGGAACUUAAGUUGUUUCCGUCUUGACACACGAGUGAAACGUUCAAGGCAGCAAUAGCGAGAUCUCUCACGAUGAAUUUUAUUUCACCCUGAAGAGACUUCGAGAGUGUUGGCUGCCCUGUCAGUCACCUGACACCUCCAGCCUCACCCACUUCCGUCGGUUAAAAUCGUUGGUAGUUCGA